UGCCUCUUCAAGCUCGUCGACAUGCUUCUUUUGAAUUUCGCGGCUGUAGGCUACGGCCUGGCGGCCAUUUUUGCCGUUUUCGUUGCUCGAAUCCUGUUCACCGGCUUGACAUGUUCCCUAAGCCACGUUCCUGGACCAUGGUACACGAGGUUCUCACACUAUGGUUUGAAGUUCCAAACUCUCACCGGCCGGCGCAUGCACUAUGUGCAUUCUCUCCACCACCGAUACGGGCCCAUUGUCCGGAUUUCGCCCACCGAGGUUGCCGUCGCCGACCCGGAAGGCUUCAACACGAUCCACAAGAUUGGCUCGGGCUUUUUGAAGGGGCCAUGGUAUUCAACAGUCACCGCUGGCGUCGAGCCGGGAAUCUUCGCAAUGGUCGAUCCGAAGAAACAUGCCGCGCGCCGAAAGCUCUUUGCUCGGGCGUUCACCAGUGCCUCGCUGCGCCAAAAUUGGGAGCGUAUUGUCCGGCAGAAAGUCGAGAGAGCUGUCGAGCGGAUCAAAGCCGACGCCCUUAAUGGAAAAGCCGACGUGCUGAAAUGGUGGACGCUGAUGACGACUGAUGUCAUUGCCCAUCUUUCCUUUGGAGAGUCGUUCGAGAUGCUGGAACUGGGAGAGAAAAACAGUUACAUCAAAGCCCUAGAAUCCGUCUUCAUCUUCAGCACGCUCCGCAAGGAACUGCCGCUGCUGUAUUUCUUGGCACGUCUCCUCCCAAUCCAGUCGGUGCAGAACAUCGUGCAAGCUCAAAACAUCGUGGAAGCGCAUGCCGUCAGAGCCGCUGCAAACUUGCGCCAGAACGGCCACUCUGCCAACCUAUUUGGCAACAUGCUCGCCGAGUGCGAGGCUGGGGAGAAGUCGGACCUGACUCCCGACAAGGUCCAAGCCGAAGCCGGCAACCUUAUCGUUGCUGGAUCCGAUACGACGUCCGUGACAUUGACGUACUUGGUGUGGGUUGUACUGAGAAGGCCCGAUCUACAGGCGAGGUUGGAGGAGGAGCUGGCCGGACUGGGUGACGGAUUCGACGACGCCGCUUUGGAGAAGUUGCCGCUUCUCAACGCGGUGAUUGAUGAGACUCUUCGUCUCUAUGGCGCUGCCCCAGGCAAUCUUCCUCGAUCAGUGCCUCCCAGCGGCGCGACAUUUGGCGGCUUCUUCGUCCCUGGGGGCACCGUAGUUGAGACGCAAGCGUACACCCUUCACCGGCACCCGAACGUGUACCCCGAUCCGUUGAGGUUUGAUGAGAGGCGGUUCCUCGACCAGGAGUCGCUUUCGAAGCAGCAGAAGCAGCUGUUCUCGCCCUUUGGAGCCGGCACCCGCGUCUGCAUCGGGCUGCACCUGGCUCGCAUGGAGCUGCGACUUGCCACUGCCGUCUUCUUCCGGAACUGUCGUGGCGUGCGACUUGCAGACAACAUGACGGACGAUAUGAUGGAGAUGCAGAACUUUUUCUUGAUCAGCCCUGUCGGACAUCACUGCGACUCGGCUCCGGACCAUGCAACAAAGGCAGCACAGAUUAUGCUGCAGGCACAUGAUUUCUCUGUGUCUCCCAAUGAGAUGGCGCCUGGGCUCGGCCAUGACGUAUGCAGCUUUUGUGGGCCCAUGAUGCAAGCAAGACGAAGGCUGGAUCAUACACAAGUUCGGAUCUUGACCUCAAGAACCCAUAUCGAAACCCCACACAUAUCGAAAAUGCCCGUCUGGAGCUCCUCGUUCGUAUCCUUCUCCUCCUCCGUCUCCGUCAACGGCAAGGAGAACAGCCAGCGGUACGCGAAGCAGACACAGCGAUCGCCCGACGGCAAAACGGUCAAGACUGCUUCCCAAAAGGGCGGAGGCCCGAUGUACACCGAGACCCUGCAAUACGAUUCCCAUGGACGCCCGAUCGUAGACGGCCGCGUUCUGCGGAGUGGUCCAAGAGAAGCCGGCCGCAUCGAAGACGUGUCGGACCAAAAGUCAUAG
This is a messenger RNA of Colletotrichum gloeosporioides, 1944 nucleotides long. RefSeq names its product putative sterigmatocystin biosynthesis P450 monooxygenase. The annotation marks the transcript as partial. The record is from RefSeq and is a predicted model, not a curated record. The transcript is spliced from 6 exons. Gene Ontology annotation, molecular function: iron ion binding; heme binding; monooxygenase activity. NCBI's taxonomy places the organism in Eukaryota, Fungi, Ascomycota, Sordariomycetes, Glomerellales, Glomerellaceae.